Brassica oleracea var. oleracea is the source of this 804-nucleotide messenger RNA. RefSeq names its product protein translation factor SUI1 homolog 2-like. Gene Ontology annotation, molecular function: translation initiation factor activity; RNA binding. Lineage: Eukaryota; Viridiplantae; Streptophyta; Magnoliopsida; Brassicales; Brassicaceae. Gene Ontology annotation, biological process: translational initiation. The record is from RefSeq and is a predicted model, not a curated record. The coding region runs from base 223 to 570 and encodes 115 amino acids. The transcript has 5 exons.
AUUUAUUAAAAUUAUAUUAAAAACAGGAAUCUACUUUGUAGCUCUUCCUCUCGUAUUUUCUCUUCUUCGCCCAGACAACAGACGAAGAAGCUUGCUGCCUUUAUCCGAAGAAUUUAGGGUUUUCAUUUCUUUCCCUCGUCGUACCAUCAAAAUCAUCGAAAUCCUAAUAUCAAGACCAGGCUUCAGCAUCCUCUUGUCGUUUUCGUUUGCUCUCUAAGGUUCAUGUCUGAUCUUGAAGUUCAAGUCCCCACUGCCUUUGAUCCGUUUGCUGAUGCAAAUGCUGAGGACGCUGGAGCUGGAGCUGGAACAAAGGAAUACGUGCACAUACGUGUUCAGCAGCGUAACGGUAGAAAAAGCUUGACCACUGUCCAGGGUAUUAAGAAAGAGUACAGCUACACCAAGAUCCUCAAAGACCUCAAGAAAGAAUUCUGCUGCAAUGGCACUGUUGUCCAGGACUCUGAACUAGGACAGGUUAUUCAGCUUCAAGGUGAUCAGAGGAAGAACGUCUCUACCUUCCUUAUCCAGGCUGGUCUGGUGAAGAAGGAUAACAUCAAAAUCCAUGGUUUUUGAGCAAAUUCUACAUACUUCAUCUUUGCGAAAUCAAUCAGCCCUUCUCAAAGGCAGUAUGAACAAACAUAUAUGUAUUAAUAAUGUUUUAUACAUAUAAAAUAUAUUGUCAGAAAAAAAAAGAAUUAAAUGGUUUGCUUAUGAGCGAGUGUAACACAAAUGUAUGAACUUUUCAUUUGCGUUUGUAGCGUGAGAUUAUCAAUAACACUUUGUGAAAUUGAGUGAUUUAAGAUGGGA